Mugil cephalus (flathead mullet) is the source of this 1196-nucleotide messenger RNA. RefSeq names its product myogenic factor 5 (gene myf5). The record is from RefSeq and is a predicted model, not a curated record. Gene Ontology annotation, molecular function: RNA polymerase II cis-regulatory region sequence-specific DNA binding; protein dimerization activity; DNA-binding transcription factor activity, RNA polymerase II-specific. The transcript has 3 exons. Gene Ontology annotation, biological process: muscle organ development; positive regulation of myoblast differentiation; regulation of transcription by RNA polymerase II. NCBI's taxonomy places the organism in Eukaryota, Metazoa, Chordata, Actinopteri, Mugiliformes, Mugilidae. Bases 203 to 934 code for a protein of 243 amino acids.
UGACUCCAGCCUGCCUUCUGGCUGGGCCAAUGGGCCAUGGUAAUUAGAUCUGGCCAAUGUGGGCCCUGGGCUUUGGCCUGGGGGCAUAAAAGGGGGGCCUGGGGCAACAGACCCCUCAUAUCACUCAGAGGUCUCCUCUCUCUCACCCAACUCCUCCACCCUUAUCCGUCCUCCGCGCCCAAGCCUCUCUCCUCAGCAAGCCAUGGACGUCUUCUCGCCAUCGCAGCUCUACUACGACCGGGCGUGCUCCUCGUCCCCGGACAGCCUGGAGUUCGGCCCCGGCAUGGAGCUGGCCGGCUCCGAGGAGGACGAGCACGUCCGGGUCCCCGGGGCCCCCCACCAGCCGGGGCACUGCCUCCAGUGGGCCUGCAAGGCCUGCAAGCGCAAGUCCAGCUUCGUGGACCGGCGGCGGGCGGCCACCAUGCGCGAGCGCCGGCGGCUGAAGAAGGUCAACCACGCGUUCGAGGCCCUGCGCCGCUGCACCUCGGCCAACCCCAGCCAGCGCCUGCCCAAGGUGGAGAUCCUGCGCAACGCCAUCCACUACAUCGAGAGCCUGCAGGACCUCCUGCGGGAGCAGGUGGAGAGCUUUUACGGCCUGCCCGGGGAGAGCAGCUCCGAGCCCGGGAGCCCUCUGUCCAGCUGCUCUGACGGCAUGGCCGACAGCAAUAGUCCAGUGUGGCAACAGCUGAAUGCCAACUACAGCAACAGCUAUUCGUACGCAAAGAACGAGUGUUUGAGCGACAAAGCGGCCGGAGCCUCCAGUCUGGAGUGCCUCUCGAGCAUCGUGGACCGCCUGUCCUCCGUGGAGUCCAGCUGCGGCCCCGCCGCCGCCCUGAGAGACAUGUCCACCACCUUCUCCCCCGGCAGCUCCUCCGACUCGCAGCCCUGCACGCCGGAGAGCCCCGGAGCCCGGCCCGUCUACCACGUCCUGUGAGGAGAGAAGGGGGGAACCCGGAUGCACGUCGCCACGGCCACGGCUGAGAACUAGCGGGGCGAAGAAUCCGGGGACCUCUGAUGCUGUAAAUGAGACUGUAAAUAUGUAAUGUAAAUGCCCAUCUAUUCUAUUCUAUUCUAUACCUGCUAUUGUAACCAGACAUAUUUAAGUACGGCAGUUAACGCAUUAUUCAAACAUGAAGCGGUAUUUAAGCAAUGUUGUAACUUGUGACCAUUAAAUCUUUGGCUGUUUUGUACAAAAA